Molecule: messenger RNA, 4369 nt
Organism: Onychostoma macrolepis
Lineage: Eukaryota; Metazoa; Chordata; Actinopteri; Cypriniformes; Cyprinidae
Gene: recql5
Product: RecQ helicase-like 5
Exons: 9
Coding region: 714-2105 (463 amino acids)
Biological process (GO): double-strand break repair via homologous recombination
Cellular component (GO): chromosome; cytoplasm
Molecular function (GO): four-way junction helicase activity; 3'-5' DNA helicase activity; nucleic acid binding
Source: RefSeq, a predicted model, not a curated record
AAUUAAUAAUAUGCAAUAAUGAUAUCAGAUUUGGCAAUUUAAUUACAUUUAUUUUAAAGUUGAAUUUAAUGUAUUACACCACAAAUGCAACAUGCACAUCUUCAUAUUUCUAUAUAUAGAUUCAUAUAUAUUUUAUGCAAGUUAAUCAUUUCUAAAUAAAAGUGUAAGGGAAAAGAUAUACAUCCAGUGUGCAGUAGGCUGUUUAGUUUUUAACUGUUUAAAACUAAAGUAAUGAUAAAGAAAGAACAAGGCCGGGGCAUCUAGGCUACAUCUGAUCAAUUAUAUUUUACAAUCAAAUCAAACAACUGGUGUUUUUUUCAUUCUGUCCUAGGCUUCUGAAAAUUAUUGUAAUUAGUUUCUAAACAUUGUAAAGGGGUAUCUUCAAAAGCCAUAAUUUAUGAAUGAAACAUUUCUCCAAUAUGCCUAAAAUGAUAUUACUGAUCCGAAAAUUAAAUAAACAAAGAUGUUUUUGUUUUCAUAUACAGAAAGCAUUUCAAAAUACUGUUGAAAUUUGUUGUUAAAAGCCUCAAAAUACCGUUUUUGGGGGGAGAAUUAGCAUUUAUGUAUGUGAAUAUAAACUACAUUAAGAUCGUUAAAAAGAUAUUCAAUAGAGCGCAGGAUAUUUGCGUCACACGGUGCGCUGCAUGACAUCAUCUCCGUGCGCCGCGGAGUUCAAUGAAAGUUGAGUGAAUGUUGAGAUUGUGGAUGUAGUUAUGAGUGCCGUUCACCGGGCGUUAAAGAAACACUUCGGAUUCGACAAGUUUCGAUCUCAACAGCAGGAAGAUGCCGUGAAAGCAGUGCUAAAGGGUGACAGGGAUGUGUUUGUCCUCAUGCCCACUGGAGCGGGGAAGUCUCUGUGCUAUCAGCUGCCUGCUCUUCUGGCCAGCGGCAUCACUCUGGUCAUCUCGCCUCUGAUCGCGCUCAUCCAGGAUCAAGUGGAGCACCUGAAAGCUCUGAAUGUUCCUGCACGGACCAUCAACUCUAAACUUCCCUCGGCUGAGCGGCGUCAGAUCCUGGCGGACCUGGAGAGCGAGAGUCCUCGGCUCAAGCUGCUCUACAUCACUCCAGAGAUGGUGGCGUCCCCGUCCUUCCAGCCCUGCUUGAACUCGCUGUGUGCGCGGGGUCUGCUGGCGUAUCUGGCUGUGGAUGAGGCUCACUGCGUCUCUCAGUGGGGUCAUGACUUCAGACCGGACUAUCUGAAGCUCGGGGACCUGCGCUCCCGUCUGCAGGGGGUUCCCUGUGUAGCGCUGACGGCCACAGCACCCAAGAGAGUGCAGGAAGACAUCGAACGCUCGCUGAAGCUGCGCUCGCCACUUGCCUUUGCCAUACCUGUUUUCCGUAAAAACUUGAAAUACGACGUGAUAUUCCGGGAUCUGUUGCCUGAUCCUUAUGUGCACUUGCUUGCGUUUGCCAAAGAGGCUCUGGGUGGAAAUACAGCGGAAAAGGAUGAAUUCAGAAGAUACAGAUGUCAUAUGGGUGACUUAUGUCAUUUCUGGACCUCAACAACUGACUUCACUUACUGUUUACUUUCAUUGCAUGGAAAAGAACAGCUUGGACAUUUUGAUAAACAUCUUCUUUUGUGUUCCAUGAGAAGAAUAAAGAGGGGCUGUGGGAUUGUUUACUGUCGCACCAGAGAGAGUUGUGAGGAAGUGGCACAUAAGCUGACUAAACUAGGAAUCGCAGCCAAGCCCUACCAUGCAGGGCUGAAGGUGGGCGAUCGUACAGAGAGUCAGACUGAUUGGAUGGCCGGUAAAGUGCCUGUUAUUGUGGCCACCAUCAGUUUUGGUAUGGGAGUGGACAAGGCCAAUGUCAGGUUUGUCGUUCACUGGAAUCUGGCGAAGUCUUUGGCCAGUUACUAUCAGGAGUCAGGACGAGCUGGACGUGACGGACUGCCGUCGUCUUGCAGGAUAUACUACUCGCCUAAAGACAGAGACCAGCUCAACUUCCUCAUCCGCAAAGAAAUUGCCCGCAAACAGGCGAAGCGAGGAUCAGAGAAAGAGCAGGAUAAAGCACCCAUCCUGGACUUUGAGGCAAUGGUUGCUUUUUGUGAACAAGAAGGAACCUGGAUUCCUGUGAUCUGGAUAUUUGAGGAAGCCAAAUUUUAGAAGCAAGAUUUCUAGAGUUUCAAGAAAUUUCAAGCGCCAUGGACGUGUUUUGAUGUCCCAGGCCGCAUUUAUUUACACAGUCAUAACACCAAUAUUAUGAAAUAUUAUUACAAUUUAAAUCAAUGUUUUUCUAUUUGAAUAUAUGUUAAAAUGUAAUUUAUUCUUAUGAUGCAAAGCUGAAUUUUCAGCAUCAUUCACUGUUACAAUGUAUUUCUGAAGGGAACAGACCGUCUUCAGAAAAGUUUACAUGGCACUUUCUUUUUAUCUUUUUAUCUGCCGUUCCGAAAGCACCACCUGCUGGCGGAGAACGAAUUAGCAUUUUUAGCUAGCCCAUCUAAUGUUUUUGUUUAGAUUAACGUGAAAAUCGACCCAUAUUUUUGCACUGCACAAAUGUGUAAAUGUGGUGGAUUUAUUUAAAAAAUCUUGCAGAUACGCUGUGACUAUAAUAAAACACAUGACAGGGACAUUUCCAGUCUCUUAAAAGGGCUGUUUUAGAUUAGCGCUUCAUUGUUGUAAUAUAUUAGCACACUUCAUGUUUUAGAUUAGCCUACACUGCAGCUGGUGUUGGUAGACUGGCGUUUUUCUCAGGCAUCAUGUGUUCACAAAUGGCUCAUUUAACUAUAUAAGCAUUUAAGAAUGAUGUUUAACAGAAUAAUUUGUCUUAUUGUGUUGUCAGUUUGUGUUGGCAGUUUUCAGUUUAAUGGCAGUAUUUUGGCACUGAGUCUGUGCACAAUGUUUCCUGUGAGGAAACCUUAUCUUCCGUUUGACUGUUGUGUUCACUUAAUGUGAAAUGGUGUUUCAAGCAACUAGAGAGAAAAACAAAACAAAAAAAAACCAGAACCUGCUAGUUGAGCUAGUCAUAAAAUUUCUGCUGUAGUGGGUGUUUCCAACAGGACAGAUGCCUGUGGGUGUGCCAUCACAGUAUAAAAUUAACCCUGCUGAUGAAAGAAUCAUUUCUUACUUUGGAAUUUCUUUUUAAAAUGAGUUUCGAUUGUCCCAUAAUUUUCAUAAGAAUCUUACCACAGUGUGCAUUUUUGUCUGAUCUCUUUAUAACAUCACUAAAAGUUAAUCAGGACACUGUGAUGUUAUUCUGUUGAAUCUGUUGUUCCUACUUUUUUUAUAUACAUUAUGUUUGUAUAUGGGUCAAUGACAAGACAUGCCGUUUUGGUGUUUGUUCAAAUUAAAUGAUUUUAUAUAUAUGGAGAGCGUAUUUAAAUACAAGUAAAGUGUCUGCUUUAACCAUUUGAAUAACUUUUGAGAAAAUAAAAUGUUAAAAAAUGGGUGAAAUAAUGUUCCAUCUUCAUUCAGCAUAACAUAUAAUUAUGUAAAAAAGUAUACUUCUAUAAUUCUGACCUGUACUUAUUAAAAUAUAUAAAAGAAUAAUUGAUCAUACUAUAUUUUAUUAUAUGGUAAGUAGGACUGUCAGUUUAACGCGUUAAUCUAAUUAGUUAUGAAAAAAAUAACGAUAUUAAACUAUAUUUUAAGGCAGUUAAGGUACUGACCCUGCCCCCAAACCUGUGCCUCAUCUUACAUUUCAUACUUAACUGUAGUUAACUGUUGACAAAUAUGAUGCAGGGUAACAACUCCAUUAAUGCAGUUAUGCCCUAAAAUUAAAUUUUGGGGUACUAAAAGCCUCUGUAUGAGUUUUUGUCUCAUAUUUAUAUCACAUGAUAAGCGAUAUCACACGAGUGUAGCUUUUGUCCCGAAUAGUGAGUGCAAAUGAGAUUUUAAACAACAGUUCAGUAAAUAAGUUAAUGCUGUGUUAUAUUUUAAACAGAAUAUUGUCUGUUUUUGUUCAGUUUUGCUAACGCAAAUACUACCUAUAAGCAGAAUUGUUGUGCGUCUCCAAGCAACACAGCAGUGUUUAGAUUUUGAAUGAAUCCGUGUUUUGAACGAAUCGUCUGAAUCAAUGAUUCAAAGUCCCAUUCAUAAAGUGAGCCGUUUACUGAAUUCUUGAAUGAAUCAGCCGUUCGAACGAAUCAAAUGAAUGACUCGUAAAGACAUUUACCGCCACCUGCUGGCAGUCAUUUCAUGUCGUUUCAAACCUGUAUGACUAACUUUUGUGGAACAUAAAAUAAGUUAUUUUGAAGACUGUUGGUAACAAAAAGCUUGUUUUUGGUUACCAAUGACUUUCAUUGCAACAAUAAAUACUGAGAUGUUUCUCAAAUUAUCUUCUUUCAUGUUCCAUAGUUUAUGUUAGGCUGUUGUGUCUUAAACGUUUAUGUGUAAUACAUUUUGUUGAAUCAAAUAAAAUAUUUAUUUUU